AUAGUUUCAAAGGUGAACAUGGAAGAUUUUGAAAAAUUGGAAAAAGUUGGAGAAGGGACAUAUGGAGUAGUUUAUAGGGCUAAAGAUAAAAAAACCGGAAGAAUCGUAGCUCUCAAACAAGUACGUCUAGAUUCAUCUAUUGGAGAAAAAGAAGGAAUUCCACCUACUUCACUUCGAGAAAUUUCUUUGCUAAAGGAAUGUAUGAAACAUGAAAAUAUUGUAAAACUACUUGAUAUUGUAAAUCAAGAAAAUAAAUUAUUUCUUGUUUUCGAGUUUCUUACAAUGGAUUUGAAAAGAUAUAUUCAUUCUUCCAAAGAAGGAUUGGGGCAUAAUAAGAUUCUGAAACUCAUGUACCAGCUGCUUGAUGGAACCACGUUCUUACAUAAACGACGAAUCUUUCAUAGGGAUUUAAAACCUCAAAACCUGUUAAUUGAUAAAGAAGAAAACCUUAAAUUAGCAGAUUUUGGGUUGGCCAGAGCCGUUGGUAUUCCUUUGAGACCUUACACACAUGAGGUGAUUACUCUGUGGUAUAGAGCUCCGGAACUUAUGCUCGGUAGUCCAACUUAUUCUUUUGCUGUUGAUAUGUGGAGUAUUGGAUGUAUAUUUGCCGAAAUGGUUAAUAAGAAGGUCUUAUUCAAGGGAGAUAGUGAAAUAGAUGAACUUUUUCGAAUCUUUCAGGUUCUUGGAACUCCUGACGAAAGUGUUUGGCCUAACAUAACACAAUUUAGAGAUUUCAAACCUGUUUUUCCAAAAUGGAAACCACAACUCCUUGAUAAAUAUGUUCCUACUUUAAGCUCUCUCGGUGUUGAUUUGCUCAGUGUAAGUCGAACUGUUUUAAACAGCGUUGGCAUUGGACUUGUGUACAAUGCAAAUAGAAUGUUGACGUACGACGACACAUUACGCAUUUCAGCCAAACGUGCUUUAUCACAUCCUUAUUUCAACGAAAUAAAUGAAAUUAAUCGUUGUUUGUCGUCGAGACCAUUAAUAAAGGACCAGUGCGAGCAUGAAACUGAUGCAGCACACCAACAAUCAUCUGAUACUAGCAGCCUUACAGCAUUAAAUUCCAAAUCAAAUUUUAUAAGCAAAAGUAAAUGCGAAACUAAUAUUGAAAAAGAUUGA
Messenger RNA from Dentiscutata erythropus, 1119 nucleotides. The record is from the annotation of a GenBank genome assembly. NCBI's taxonomy places the organism in Eukaryota, Fungi, Glomeromycota, Glomeromycetes, Diversisporales, Gigasporaceae.